Messenger RNA from Paraglomus occultum, 3957 nucleotides. The record is from the annotation of a GenBank genome assembly. NCBI's taxonomy places the organism in Eukaryota, Fungi, Glomeromycota, Glomeromycetes, Paraglomerales, Paraglomeraceae.
AUGUCGGCUUCGCAACAGCAGUCAGCGGUUUCCGUUGAUAAUUCACAAAGACACUUGGAUGAUACCAACGUAGAGACAGCAUUACAACAGGCGGUUAACGAAAGGACAUUUCUAAGAACUCAGAACGACCAGUUAUGGAAAAUUAUUGAAAAGCAAAAGGCUGUCAUUCAUAACCUACAAAAAGAUAACCAAAAGUUGGCUUACGAGAAAGAUCGUUUGUCUGCAAGAAUAAGAGAGCUUGAAGCUCUAAAUCAAACGGAAAAUUCGGCUAAUAACAGAGUUACAAUUGACACAAAUCAGAUAAAUGGCAGAGACGCUGGACCACGUUCUCAACAAAUCUACCCCACUAGCACUCAUUCUCCAACCAACGUUCAAGAGAAAGUACAAGAGCAAGAACGGCAACAGCAACGGCAGCAACAACAAGAGGAUGGCCGUCAAAUAAUAAAAAUUUCAUUAGAGAAUAUCGCUACGAAUGAUCGUCAAGAUUCUACUUCUUCCUUUUCAUCACUAUACAUGUACGAUACUACUAACUCGGCAGAUGAAACAACGCAGCCGCUUCCAAUAAGCGAAUCGCCCCCACAGUCCGACCACCAGCAACUCAAUAAGACACCCACUCUCCAAGUGACCAUCUCGGAACAGGACAGCGGAAGUACAUCACCGUCCCGUACGAGUGCGUAUGAAUCGUCUAUAUCAAAAUUCCCUGCACAAGAAUCCCUUGCCGUACAUCAUCAAGAUCCAACGCCAUUGGACAAUGUCGAUUCAACAGAGUCCACUUCAUCGUCAAAUCGUAAUAAAAAGGGGCAUAGAUUGAGUGGUAUUCCAUUGCGAAGGACGGGUGAAUCGGGAACCUUUGUAGGGCUGCCCAGUUCACCUCGAAGUGGGCUUCCUCCUGGGAUGAAGUCUCCCGGAUUGCCUGGUUCACACAGUCCUCCCGCUAGUUCGAGAUCAUCCGGACGAUCUACUUCACCUCUAAAUAGCCCACCGGCAGUGAAAUCGCCUGUAUUAUCUUCUUCACCGAGGUCUCCCCGUAGCUACGCCGAUGGUGAUAGUGACGAAAUAAGGAGGAAAGAUUCUUUAUCGCCGACUGCUAUUCCUGUCAGUGAGCCUACGUCUGUUGUGACAUUGAUCGAACCGGUUGCUUUGUCGAGUACUGCAUCUGAAUCAACGUCCGUGACAAGUGCAAUUGUCGAGUCUACAUUAUUAAGGAACGUUGAAUCUACGCCGGUAGAAAACGUGGGUUUGUCAGAGUCUGUCAUAUCCGAGUCUACAUCUGUAACAAGUAUGGCUGCGUCUGAACUUAAAUUUGGAACAAAGACGUUUGUCGCCGAGCCUACUGUAAUUAAUACCACGUCUACUGCUGGACAGACAUCUCAGCCUCUGUCACCGCCAGUAAAAUCUGGUUCUCAGUCCCUGUCCAUUGAGAAUUCUCAGCAACGGGCUGGUGUCCAGUCACGAAUGAACACUUUUCCUCGUAUGGACUCUUUACCUCGUAUUAGCCAUGCAGAAGUAGACCAGUAUGCAGGAACUAGAAACACUGACAAUUCCGAAUCACAGACAUUAUCGCGUCCGACAAAAGCUAGUGAUACCAUAAUUAACUUUUCGGCUGGGUCGGAUGAGCCUGCGAUUAACUUUGCUGCAGUUUUAUCUUCUCCUAAAGACAGUACGUUUACAGAUUCACAUAAAAACGUACCCACUCAAUCACAACCUACUCCAAACGAUCCUAUAUCCAGUAUAACGGUUAAAGUGAUAGGGAGUACAAUAGAAGUUAAUGAUAGGGCAAAAGAAGUUCUUGCUUUUACUAUUGCUGUGUACGAGGCAAAAACAAACGAGGAUGGGGUUACUAUCGGAACUGGUAAAGAACUUUGGCGUGUUAGCAAGAAAUACUCGGAUUUUUUGACACUGGAUGCAAAGCUCAAGUUACAUCAGACAACUAGUUUUAUAAAAAAAAUUGGAAAGCUGCCUGACAAGAAUUUAUUCACGACUAAUGCUCCAAGUAAAUCAGAUCAGCGCAAGCUGGCUCUUGAGCGGUAUCUUCAGCACGUGGUUAACUUGCCAUGGAAUGACAACAGAGAUUUAUGUGAAUUCCUCAGUUCAAAUGUUAUCGAACCCGAGAAAUCGGAUUAUCAGCUUACUGGACACAAAGAAGGUUACCUGACCAAAAGGGGCAAGAGCUUUCGUGUAUGGAAGACUCGUUACUUUGUUCUUACAAAAUCAGUUCUGGAUUAUUAUGAAUCUAAAGGUGGACCUCAUCUUGGUUCGAUUCGUUUGACGCAUGCACAAAUAGGCAGGCAACAAAACACAGCUCCAGUAGAGUCAGAUUCAAUGGGAAGUGACGAGAACGAAUAUCGACAUGCUUUUCUUAUUCUGGAACCGAAACCGGGGUCCAAGGCCCAAACAAAACAUGUUUUGUGUGCAGAGAGUGACGCUGAUCGUGAUGAAUGGGUAGAAGCACUGCUAGACUCAUCAAUAUAUCAAGCACAAUCGCCCAACGCUCAGCUUCAAUCGCAGGCUCCUCAUUAUGACCCUUCACAGAAAUCACCACGACCGCAAGAUCCUGACCGAAUACGCAACAUUGUAGAUACAUCAUCACUUGAGAAUAUGAACCAACAAGCGUAUCAAUCAUACUUGCGAAGUCUACGUGAAACAUCCAAUGGACAAUUACGGCGACAAGACGACAAGGAUAGGCGAGGUGCUAGAAUGACUCUAUUUGGAAAGAAUAUUCUUGGUUAUAGUCUCAGCGAAAAGAGAAAACAUCCGACACAAAUUAAUUCCGAUCACGUUAGGACUGUGUUCGGAGUGCCAUUGGAUCAAGCUAUAGCAGCAUCAAGGAUCAAGGAAGGCUAUGAAUUACCUGCUAUAGUACACAGAUGCGUCGAAUAUCUGGACGCAAAAGGUGCCGCUUUCGAAGAAGGAAUAUACAGAUUAAAUGGUUCGGCCAACGUGAUAAAGAUGUUAAAGGAUAGGUUUAAUUCCGAGGGAGAUGUGAAUUUGUUGGCUGAAGGCCAACCAUAUGAUGUGCAUGCUGUUACCGGACUGUUGAAGUUGUAUUUGAGGGAAUUACCGACUAGUGUUCUUACCCGCGACUUGCAUCCUGAAUUUGUAAAAGUUGUUGAUCUGUUGGACAGACGUGAACGUGUGAAUGAACUGGGACGUCUAGUAUCAGCAAUACCUCUAGCCAAUUAUACUCUUCUGCGUACGCUUACAGGACACUUGAUACGCAUUGUUCAGAAUGCAGACAUCAACAAGAUGACAAUGCGCAACGUCGGAAUAGUAUUCUCCCCUACGCUUGGUAUUCCGACUGGGGUAUUCAAUCUGCUUCUUUCCGAAUUUGAUUAUAUCUUCUACACUGAUGCAAGUGGAGCCGCGGCGCCGAGAAGUCUCGAGGCAGAUUCCAAGACAAAUUCCAGCUCGUCUCAUAGUUCACAUUCACAAGGCUCUCAUCGCCGCUCUCCAUCUCAGACACGUUUUGGUACUCACUCACUCACACCUUCUCAUUCGAGUUCUCACUCUCGAUCUUCUUCCUCUCAAUCACAAUCUCCACGACUUGAUACCAACGAAACGCCAUCAUCGGUAUCGCCUCAUACUAUUGGACGCAUCCGCGAAGAAUCGAAUGGGAGAAGUAAUCGAAAUAGCAUGCAAUUCAUGCACAGUGUACCUGAAGUUUUAGUAGGGUUAGAAAAGCGCAUUACCCGAAAAGUGAUUACAGACAAUGAAUCGGAUGAUGAAAUGAAUGAUUUUACCGUGUUGACGGAGGACGAUCAAUCAUCAGAUGAACAUUCCCAGCUAUCAUCAUUGUCACCUUCGAUCGUUCAUGGACAGCAAGGACAUUCCGGACAAGAAGAAACAGCAGGCGAACUAGAAACUCGUCAACAGCGAUUGACAGUCCGAAAUUAUACAUCUCGAGAUUCGAUGUAUGAGGUUUAUACUGAACAACAAAAGGAAAACCAGGGUCUUUGA